AUGGUUCUCUACUCAUGCGACCACGUUGGUCGGGGUAACCCCAAGCUGAAGCUCUCAGAAAACAAGCCCGGGAACCUGGCAUUUCUAUCAGACCCUCAGCACCCACCACCCUUCGAGAAGGAUGAGAAGAGGCUGGUCAUCUUCCUGUGUGACAUGAACCCUGCCAGCUGUACAAGCGACGGCCCAUCCUUGUCAGCUUGGCCGAGCCCUGUGGUUCCCCUCGGAGAGCAUGUGACUCUUCAGUGUCACUGCCAUCUUCCAUGUCAAUAUGGAGAGAAGCUUCCUGGUGGGCCUGGUUGGCCUACCCAAGCUCAUUUUUUCAUGGGCCCCAUGACCGCCGUGCAUGCGGGGACCUACAGCUGCUACGGCUCUCCCACUCUAUGAGUGGUCGGCCCCAGUGACCCCGUGGACAUCGUGAUCACAGGAAUACACGAGGAAUCAUCUCUCUCAGCCGAGCUGGGCCCCAUGAUGAGGUUAGGAGAGAAUGUGGCCUUGUUCUGCCGCUCUGAGAGCUCCUUUGACGUGUACCGCCUAUCCAGGGAAGGGGAAGCCUGAGGAUGCUGGCUUGCCGGAGGGAAGAGUCACACUGGUGCAUU
Molecule: messenger RNA, 596 nt
Organism: Camelus dromedarius (Arabian camel)
Lineage: Eukaryota; Metazoa; Chordata; Mammalia; Artiodactyla; Camelidae
Product: killer cell immunoglobulin-like receptor 2DL4
Exons: 5
Source: RefSeq, a predicted model, not a curated record